GACUGAAAUUUCUGCACAGCUGAGGGACAUAUAAUAUACAGUUUAAUCUCUUAAUAAUAGCUCAUAAAGUUGUGUUCUUUUCUUUUUAGAUUUGUUUGUUGGACUUGUAGCUGUCUCAUCUGAUUUAGUCUGGAGAAUAACUGUUUAUUGGUAUGCUGGAAAUAUUAUGUGCAAAAUUGUAAAAUUUUCUCAAGGUUUUAUUAUGCAUGCCUCUUCCUUUCUUCUUAUAUCAUUAUCCAUAGAUAGACGAGAUGCUAUAGUUGAGCCAAUGAAGUUUUCUAGUAGUAUUAAACGAGCCAAGAUAUUAGUUUGUGUAGCAUGGGUGCUGGCAGCAGUUUUCGCAACGCCUUAUACUAUUCUUUAUAAUGAAACAAAAGUUAGCCAUGAGGGAAAAAAUGUUACUACUUGUAAAAAUACAUUCUUUACUAAACCUUGGCAUUGGAAAUUCUGGUUUAGUUUGAGUAUGACAAUAGUAUUUUAUUUGCCCAUUGUUAUCAUUCUAUGUUGCUACGCUCAAAUUAUUUAUGCAAUAUGGAGAAAAUCUACUAUUCUACUUGGCAAUAGAAGAAAUUUUACUGAAACCUGCAAUUUACCUUGUCAAAGGGGAACUAGUGUAUCUUCUCGUGGUAUUAUACCUAGAGCAAAAAUUAGAACAAUCAAGAUGACAUUCUUAAUCGUUUUAGUAUUUAUGCUUUGUUGGAGUCCUUAUCUUAUUAUUAACCAUUUGAAUAUAUACGGCGUUCUUUUAGACAAUUAUAGACCGCUUAUUAUUUUAGUCAACAGCAUGUGCUAUUUUAAUUCAGUAGCAAAUCCAAUUAUAUAUGGAGUGUAUUCAUCAAAGAUAUGUCAAAAUUUCAGUACAUGGCUUCCGAUCUGUAAUAGAUGUGCAAGCCGUACAGAUUCUACUAAUCGUCGUCUGUCAUCCACAUACUACAAAUCCUUUGAGAGCACACGACUUUCCACCACAAGAAAAGAGGCAAUUCUAAUGAAAAAAAUAAACGAAGAUGAAUAAUUUUAUGCUUAAUGCAUAAUAAUCUUUACAUUAAAAAUUUACAAGUGUAUAGCAUAAUAUUUUUACCAUUCAGAUUUAUAAUUAGUCUUUGCAUUUAAUGAUGUGUGAAUGUGUUUUUUUUUCUAUUUUAUUCGAU
Molecule: messenger RNA, 1148 nt
Organism: Dimorphilus gyrociliatus
Lineage: Eukaryota; Metazoa; Annelida; Polychaeta; Dinophilidae
Source: the annotation of a GenBank genome assembly